AUGGGGGCAGCGGCAGCCGAAGCGGAUCAUACUCUCUUUGUGGGCAACCUUGAAACGAAAGUGACAGAGGAGCUCCUUUUCGAGCUUUUCCACCAGGUUACUGGGCCAGUAAUAAAAGUGAAAAUUCCAAAAGAUAAGGAUGGUAAGCCAAAGCAGUUUGCGUUUGUGAAUUUCAAACAUGAAGUAUCUGUUCCUUAUGCCAUGAAUCUGCUUAACGGAAUCAAACUUUUUGGAGGGCCCAUCAAAAUUCAGUUUAGAUCAGGAAGUAGCCAUGCCUCACAGGAGGUCAGUUUGUCAUAUCCCCAGCCUCAUAUUGGAAGUUCAAGCCCUACUUCCACAUCUCCUAGCAGGUACGAAAGGACAGUGGAUAACAUGACUCCAUCAACACCGAUAAUUCAAAGAUCUUUUUCUUCUUCAGAAAAUCUUCAGAGACAAGCAGUGAUGAACAGUGUUUUGAGACAGAUGUCAUAUGGAGGGAAAUUUGGUUCUCCACAUCUGGAUCAAUCAGGAUUUUCCCCAUCAGUUCAGUCACAUAAUCACACUUUUAACCAGUCUUCAACCUCCCAGUGGCGCCAAGAUACACCAUUAUCACAGCGAAAAGUCAGACAGAAUUCUCAUCCCUAUGUAGUGGAUAGACAUUAUAGCCGUGAACAGCGUUACACUGAUCAUGGGUCCGACCAUCAUUUCAGAGAAAGCAGAGAUGAUUUCUUCUAUGAAGAGAGAAAUCACGAUGGCUGGAGCCAUGACUAUGAUAACAGAAGAGACAGUGGUAGAGAUGGAAAAUGGCGCUCAUCUCGACACUAACAAGUGUUAAAAGGAUGUUUUCAUAGGGUCAUUCUAGGCCCUUUUUGUUAAGUUGUUU
Messenger RNA from Eubalaena glacialis (North Atlantic right whale), 862 nucleotides. Its product is annotated as RNA-binding protein 7-like. Gene Ontology annotation, cellular component: nucleus. Lineage: Eukaryota; Metazoa; Chordata; Mammalia; Artiodactyla; Balaenidae. The record is from RefSeq and is a predicted model, not a curated record. The transcript is spliced from 2 exons. Gene Ontology annotation, molecular function: single-stranded RNA binding. Gene Ontology annotation, biological process: regulation of alternative mRNA splicing, via spliceosome. Bases 1 to 804 code for a protein of 267 amino acids.